AUGGCUGAAAUAGACCAUCACAAACCCAUCAUUGCCAACACGGAUGAGUUCCAGCACCUGUUUCCCCCUACAGUCGAGGAUUCUGUGGGCGCAACACCGGUUGUAAACACAACAGCAGAUGAAACAACUCGCUCUUCAAACGCGCCCGCUUCACAAGCCGGCCCUAUUCCUACAAAAUCUAUGUCCACAGACUCUCUAGACUCCAGCAGUUCAUCCGUCUUGUCUUGCAAUGCUGGCAUUGACUAUGUUAUCGUGUUUCGCUUCCCUACACAGUUACCCAAAAACGAUAAAUCACUCACAACCAGAGCUCAGUUAGAAUCCAAAGUAGCUGCUUCAUUAGCCAGCGUCACUCAACGCUUGGCCAAGGUCAAUUUGCGUUUCCAGGUGCGUCCAGGUAAAGAAGACGGUACUUUACUUAUCUUGGUAAGCAGCCCUGUUGGCCCCAUUAAGAAAGAGUACAGACAAGAAAGAGUGCGCGAUUUCUUGCUGGGUGUUCGAGUAGAUGAAAUUGGAGAUGAGUCCAAUAACACGAACAAUGUGGACCAAGCAUUCGAGGAUCUAACAGAGGCAGAGAGAUUGCGUCUGGUCUACGAGAUCUUGACUCAACCAGAGACAGAGGGAGGUGCAGGAAUUUCCAAUGAGUUGGACGAUUAUGUUGAGAGCAUCAUGCCGUUGCACGAUGACAAAUUCAAUAACAAAUGGCUUAAAUCCUGGUCGACAAAAUCUCUGAUUAACGAGCAUGAUUUAUUGACAAUCCGAGAUCAUUUUGGCGAGAAGAUUGCCUACUAUUUCGCAUUCCUGCAAAACUACUUUUUAUGGCUCAGUGUGCCUGCUGCUGUAGGUGUUCUUGUCUACUUGACACACUCGAACACUCUGGCUAUAUGGUUUUCACUGUUCAUGCUGCUGUGGGCCAUCUUGUUUACCGAAAUGUGGAAGAGAAAGGAAGCCGAAUUGGCAAUCAAAUGGGGCGUGCGAAACUAUUCCAAGCAUGAAAAGAGAAGAGCCGAGUUCAAGGGAGAGAAGAUGGUCAAGGAUCAUGUUACAGGUGAGGAUGUUCCCUUUGUUUCUGCCUGGAAGUUGCUGGGAAGACGUCUCGUUGCUCUGCCUGGCGUUGCUGUUGGUGCCUUCUUGCUAAGUAUCAUUGUUGGCUUUGUGUUUAUUCUCCAGCUGUUCUUGCAUGAGUACUACAAUGGCCCCUUUGCCAAAUUUUUGCACUAUGCUCCUACUGUGGGCUAUGUCCUCUUCAUUCCCAGCAUGACCAAGAUUUACAGCAAAUGGGUAAAGACAUUGACUGACUGGGAGAUGCAAAAGACAGACGCUCAAUGGGAAUACAGCUACACUCAAAAGAUCUUUAUCGCCAACUUUUUGGUAGGAUACCUUUCCUUGUUUAUUACUGCGUGGAUCUACAUUCCUUUCGGUGAUUAUGUCCUGCCUUACCUUACUAACCUCAACAUCAGCCAUGACCACAAAACUGUUGACUUUCAAAGACUGCGUGCACAGCUCGUCUAUUUCAUUGUCACUGGUCAAUUGGUUGGCUUCUUGACUGAAAUGGUUGUUCCUUAUGCAUUAAAGAAGUUUGUACCCAAGGCCAAAAAGAUAGUCCAGAAAAAGAAGAACACUGCAUCCUCCACAAAAUCGUUGAGCGAAAAGGGUCCUAAUACAACUAUUCAAGAUGAAGAAGAAGAACAGUUCAUGAACAAGGUAUACAAGGAAGUAGCUAUGGAUGAAUACGCCAUCUACACCGACUAUGUAGAGAUGGUUAUCCAGUUUGGUUAUGUCAGUAUGUUCUCUACCGUUUGGCCAUUGACUGCCCUGUGUGCCAUGAUCAAUAAUUGGGUGGAACUUCGUGGCGACGCUGCUAAAAUCUGUAAAUACACAAGACGUCCUAUUCCUCACAGAGCUGAGAGCAUUGGCCCUUGGUUGGGUAAUAUGGAGACUCUGGUUUGGUUGUCUUCCAUCACUAUGGCAUCCUUUGCUUAUCUCUUCCAUCCUUCAACUCACAUCCACUCAUCCUACACGCCUGUCUUUACCUUAUUAGCUAUUUUGGUAUCCGAGCACUUGUUUAUUGCACUCAGAUUUGGUGUCCGUAAAGCACUCAACUUGAUCCCUAGCAUGGCUGAAUGGUUGGUUCGCAAAGAGGAGUACAACCUGAAGAAGGUAUGGCUUGACCGUAUGGUUGGCAAUCAUCAAAAGUUUGUUGCUCGCAGUAACCUUGAACACGAAAACGACAACUCAGACCUUGCUGAGGGUCUCAGUCACAAGCUUUGGAACCAUCAUUUAGAUCGUCAAGCAGAGGCAAAUGAAGCUAUUCAACUUGUACAAAACGCAUUCAAGACCAAAUAA
Molecule: messenger RNA, 2343 nt
Organism: Mucor velutinosus
Lineage: Eukaryota; Fungi; Mucoromycota; Mucoromycetes; Mucorales; Mucoraceae
Exons: 6
Coding region: 1-2343 (780 amino acids)
Biological process (GO): chloride transmembrane transport
Cellular component (GO): cortical endoplasmic reticulum
Molecular function (GO): chloride channel activity
Source: RefSeq, a predicted model, not a curated record